Molecule: messenger RNA, 825 nt
Organism: Panicum virgatum (switchgrass)
Lineage: Eukaryota; Viridiplantae; Streptophyta; Magnoliopsida; Poales; Poaceae
Exons: 2
Coding region: 1-825 (274 amino acids)
Source: RefSeq, a predicted model, not a curated record
AUGGCUCCAAUUGCUGAUGUUUUUUAUGACUUGAUUGCUCUAGUCAAUGAUGGUAGCAAGCCUGAUAAGGUUUUCAAGGACAAGGAUGUGAACUUUGUGGCCAAAGCCCUUAAGGAGUACUGUGGGGAGAUAGUUAGCCCAACUCAGGUGUACAACCACCUGAGGAAGUGGAGGCAGAAGUGGUCUAAGGUGGCCAAGCUGAAGGACCUUAGUGGAGCUUUAUGGGAUAGUGAUGCCAAUGCUAUCAUGCUUGACCAUGACCACUUUCUUGGUCACUGCAAGGACCAUCCCAAAGAUGCAGAGUUCUUGAACUGCCCUAUUAGGUUCUACACUGAUAUGGAGGCCAUUUUUAGCCAUUCACAGGCCACUAGGAAGUGGGCACUUGGGUCUGGUGAAGCCUUAGGGCAGAACCAGUCUAAAACUGUUAUGGUGAAGGAGGAAGGGCCUUCUAUGACCCAACCAUUUCCUAGCAAAGCCCACUUUGAUGUUGGAGAGGGUAGCAAAACCAUGGAGGUGCCUUCCACAACUGUGGGUGGCAAGAGGAACAGGGUGAAUUUCACUGAGGAUAAGGUGAUUAUGUUGAUUAACAUGUCUGAUGCAGUCAACAAUGUGGCUAAUGCUCUUAGGGAGACUGGUCUUGCUCAUGUUGAUGCUAACCUAUAUCUUGCUGCAAUGGACAUGCCUGGCUUUCCUGAGGAGGCACUUAUUGUUGCCUACACCUUCCGCCUAGACAACAAGGCCCAAGGCAGGGGCUUUGUGAACAUGAGUGAUGCCCAUAGGACCCUUUGGCUUGGGACCUUCCUGGCCAAGAACUACUGUAUGUAG